This is a messenger RNA of Orbicella faveolata, 3036 nucleotides long. Its product is annotated as regulator of G protein signaling 7-like. Gene Ontology annotation, cellular component: cytoplasm. The record is from RefSeq and is a predicted model, not a curated record. NCBI's taxonomy places the organism in Eukaryota, Metazoa, Cnidaria, Anthozoa, Scleractinia, Merulinidae. Gene Ontology annotation, molecular function: GTPase activator activity. Gene Ontology annotation, biological process: regulation of G protein-coupled receptor signaling pathway; intracellular signal transduction; positive regulation of GTPase activity.
GGGGGAACUCGUGGUUGAGCAAGCAAUUUUUCCCAGGUAUCCGCUCGGGUUUAUUAGUAAACAAAUCGUCCAUGUUAGGCAAUCUCCUUGCGAGUGAUUCGGAAAUCUUGUCCUCCUUUUUCACGGCUUUGCGUUUCGAAUGAAAAUCGACCAACGGACGAGUUCUCCAGUAUUGCGAAAGCGAGCUGUUCAAUUCACUGGAUUGUUUGUUUUGACUAAAGGGCUCUUUGCAUAUGGAUGUGGCCAUUGGUCAAAAGUGACCCGCAUCGAAGCGAGGGAAUUCUUGUCAAUAUAAAGCCGCGAUUUCUUCAGACAUUCGUAUUUACUUUUGCUGCGAACGCUUUACAACUUAGCCAAGAUAUGGACCUGGUCAUUUCCAAUGUUGUUCUGGGAGAUCUCUUGGAAUGAAUGCGGCUCGACUUGAAUUGCUUCGCGAAUAUGGAGGAACGAUCGCCAUCCGAUCGUGACGGCGAACUCGGCGAGGACCAACCGCAUCAUGCUUCUGUGUGCAAGAAGAUGGAGAAACUUAUUUAUCAAAUGCAAGAUGAAAAAUCUGGAGUGCCUAUUCGAACAGUAAAGAGCUUUAUGUCCAAGAUUCCUAGUGUCUUCACAGGUAGUGAGCUUGUGGACUGGGUCAUGAGCAAUCUUUCUAUUGAAGACAGAGGUGCGGCAGUUCACUUGGCCUCUCUGCUUGCAGCUUAUGGUUACAUCUUCUCCAUUACCGAUCACCAUUUGAUGGUCAAAGAUGAUGCUUCAUAUUACAGAUUCCAGACACCAUUUUUUUGGUUAUCAAAUAAUUGGGAACCUGAGAAUGUAGAUUAUGCUGUUUAUUUGUGUAAAAGGACAAUGCAAAAUAAGUCUAGACUAGAGCUGGAUGACUAUGAAGCGGAAAAUCUAGCCAAGCUACAGAGAACGCUUGCACGGAAGUGGGAAUUUAUAUUUAUGCAAGCUGAAGCACAAGCAAAGGUUGAUAAGAAGAGAGACAAAAUGGAAAGACAAAUACUAGACAGCCAAGAAAGAGCAUUUUGGAAUGUUCACAGACCACCGCCAGGUUGUGUGUCUGUGACUGAAAUAGACAUUAAAAAGGCCUGCAAAGCAGUAGAUACGUCACCAAGUGUGAAGAGGAAGGUUAACCUUUUGGAAGAAGACUCUCCACUAUCAUUAUCCUCCUUGUCUGCACUGGACGGUGUAAAACAAGAGGUGAAAGAAUUAAGAGAACAGCUUCAUAAGAGACGAAUGAAGACUUCACAGGCUUCUGAAAGUUUUAUUCAGAGAUGUGAGCAAUAUGCCGAGUAUGAUGCAUUUAUUUGGGCUCCUGAUCCGUCCAAUCCGUGGGUGUCAGAUGAUAUUACGCUUUGGGAACAAGAUAAGAGUUUACAUUAUGUUCCUCCGAGGCGUGUUAAACAAUGGGGAUUCUCGUUAUCCGAACUUCUUGCUGAUCCUUUAGGAAGAAGACAUUUUACGCGGUUUUUAGAAAAAGAAAUUAGUGCAGAAAAUCUAGGAUUUUGGUUAGCUUGUGAACAGCUCAAAGCGACACCAAUACGACAUGUACCAAGUAAAGCUCAGGAAAUAUUUAAUGAAUAUUUAUCUGAAAGUGCAACGUCUCCAAUUAACGUUGAUUGUAAAACAAGAGAAGAAGUAGAGUUAAAUUUAAAACAUCCUGGACGAUACAUGUUUGACGCUGCUCAGGACCACAUUUUCCAGCUGAUGAAAUCGGACAGCUAUCGCCGUUUUAUCCGCUGUGACCAGUACAAAGAACUUCUCAAGGCUCCUGCAAACAAACAGAAAAGUCCACUUCCCACAAAACCACUACAAAAUUUGGCGCGGAUUGCUGGCAAGACAUAACGUCAGUUGUACUGGAUAUUUAUUUCUUUGAGAAUAGACUAUAAAGAAUUAAUUCUACCUUUACAUAAUGGAAAAAGUGUUCUGUAGCCUUAGAACAACGAUUUAGAGGAGCAGAACGCAGCGCGAGGAACUCAAAAGGGAGCGCGUUUUUCUUCCCUAAACUGCUUGUUGUGCAGCUCACCCUUACGAUCUGAUGCCCCUUGUUAGCCUUAGGAGUAAAUAUCAUUUUGUUAUUAUUGUUUUGAGAUCGCUUAUUUUUUUUAAACGCUUGUUAGAACCCAUAGGACAUUUAGUCGCUAAGUAACUUGAAGACUGAUCGUAAGAAUUUGUUUUCGUAACGAUCAUUGUUACUUGGUGAAUUGUAACGCAACCUGUCAUGAGAACGUAGGUGUGUAAUUCUAGGUAUUUUAGUGGCAAAUGGAAUGAAUAUCAAAUUUUGUAUAGCAGUUGGCCAUUUAAAUAGUGUUUUGUUCACAGUAAAUGAUCAAGUUCAAAAAUUUUGAUGUGAAUGGCCAGAGAAAAAGAAACCAGUUGACAUGUAGGUGUAUUUUCAAAGUAAAAAUAAUUUUUCAGCUAAUUCUUCUAACGCAAUGUUUUUUUUCGUUUCCACAACCUUCUAACUGUAAAUUCCACGAUUCGAUGAAACUGUGGCAUUUUGUUGAUUUAGGAGUUCCUGGUCUUAAACUGUCCUGACUUUUCCGAUGAUUAAGAAAAUACUGUCUAAUUUCUUUAAAAUUCAGCAUGCUAUAUAUAAGGUAGUCAUUAUGUUGUGCUGUUUCCGUAUUUUGUAUUUCUGGAGAAGCUUGAAAUUGUAAAUUCAACGAGUAAUUGAAGACUUGCACAGCCGUAAUUUGGGUCGUAACGCAACGCUUUUCGUAACGGCAUUAUGUCACGCAACGUCUCUUGUAAAAGCUCUGUGUCACGAUACAUGAAACGGGUGUGCGUUCCCCACUAGUUAGGAAAUUAAUAUAAAAAAUGUACAAUUAUAAAAACGUGAAUGGAAUCAUUUGAAACUGUAUUAAUAGUUAUUAAUCUAUUGAGAUUUGACAUCACUAUCAUAUAGUAAAGUGAUAAAUUGGCUAUUUAAUGGAUAAAUAGAAUUUAUUGAAUAACACAAAGUGAUUUAUUGCGAGAAAUAUUCUUGAAAUGAAUAAAGACGAUUUUUUUUCCAGACCAGCUUUUAAAAACACA